AUGACGAAUACGGCCCCAGAGAUUGAGGGGGAGGCCGCACCGCAAGCACGGGUCCGCCGACGACCGCGAAAGCGCCCGCGCAAUGGCCCGCCGCAGCUGCAGUUCGUCACCGCGACCGACCCGUCCCAGUUCAAGGACGAGAAUGCGAAGCGGAGCGUGCGGUCGCAGGCCAUGAUCCAGUACAGAUACAAGUCGGCCGAGCAGAAGCGCAAGGGCAGCGAUGCACAGGAGACGCGCCCGGCAGAGACGACGCCGCCUGCAACCACGGCCGCGCGCGUCACGCCCAUCAUGGACGACAGCUGGUACCACGCGGCGCACAGCAGGCUCAUGUCUCAGUGGAACGAGGAGCCCGAGGAGUCCGUGUAUGCGUCGACGUCCGAGGCCUUCUGGAGCGUGAACCCGGGCGGGAGUGUCGCUGAGCCGUCCUCGGCGCCUGCCUCGACCGCCAUCGCGCCUGCCCGCUCCUCGCGCUACUACGAGGUGCUCCGUGAGCUCCCCCUCAACGCGGCCGCCCGGCGCGUCAACGAAUACGAGGACUCCGAGGCGCACGACCAGCUGCUGCUCCGCAUCCUGAUUGCCAAAGUCGCAACCACGAGCAGCCUCGGCGACGGCGUGGAUCCCUUCACCGCCCUCCCGCAGUUCGCCAGCCCAGAGCUCAACUCCAUCUACCUGAUCCGCAAGUGCAAUCGUGCCUUCUGCUCGCCGUCCACGCUCACCAAGUGGCUCCCCGCCAUGCUGUCACAUCCCCACAUUCUGCUGAGCUCCACCAUCAUGGCCUCUACCUUUCUGGACAUGCACGAGGGCUGCUCUGGCGAGAGCAAGCGCACCGUUCUGGUCAAGGCCGAAUCCAUUGGCUGGAUCAACGAGCGCCUCCGUAGCCCUGCUACGCAAUUUGAUGACUCUACGCUGAUGAUUAUUCUUCAUCUGCUGGCUGGAGAGCUGUGGUCCUGCAACGAGCGGACGCUCCGCAUCCAUGAAUCCGGCAUCGCAAGGCUCGUUGCGCACCGUGGUGGCAUGGAACGUCUCGGGGGCAAUGGAGCCGUGGCUGAGGUCACUGCGUCAAUCUGUUAUCACGUCGACAUCGUGUGCGAGGCAGUUCCGCUACCGCUCUUCUACUACUGGGAGCCGCCGCCGUAUGUAGCGGAGCCGUCGAUCGCUAUACCCGAAUCGCCACUCUUCGCCCCCCAGAAAGAGCUUUUCUAUGUCAUCAAAGACCCUGGUUGUUCUGAGUUUACCUAUGAUUUGCUGUGCGAUAUGCGAGAUCUGACCGACCUGUUCAUCGCCCACAGUUCUGAUCUGGAGACCGUUCUCGACGUAGACGAAGAAGCAAGCGUCAGUCCCACGGAACCUUAUUUACUGGACUACGAUGCAAAGAUCUGUGAAAUGCGUGCUAAGCUGGCUUCACUCCCUUCAGCUUACACGCCCGGCCUACCUACCACCAAUGACUGGAUCUACGAAGCCUGUCGCAUUGCUGCCAUCAUCUAUGCAUCGGCUAUUAUCAUGCGCGUUCCGUUUUCCGUCGCCGCUGAAGCAGGUCGGAACCCGAUUCUUCUCGACUCUGCAUCUCUCAUGGACCCCCUUGAUGGGGCGCGUCUUCUCUCAACGCGCCUCACGGAAGCUCUUUACGAAGCCAUGGAAAAAACCAACAACGGCAGUGUCUGGGAUGACAUGUCGGGUGUCUACUACUGGGUAGCUGCAGUUGGAGCCGCAGCAGCCAGGACGUCGGUCACCAUUUGCACUUACCAGCGACCCAGCUCCCACAGUGAAGCUUACGCGACAUGGGUGCGACGCUGUCUGAUGAUGUUCGCGACCAGGGCCAUCAUCAUCCUCAUGUUCCAACACCCGUUCCCGGUGCUCAUAGCGCAGAAGAAGCUCGUCAAGGUGCAGGAGCUGAUUGGCGGCGACAGCCCCAGAAUGCUUGCCACCUGA
Trematosphaeria pertusa is the source of this 1929-nucleotide messenger RNA. RefSeq lists its product as uncharacterized. Lineage: Eukaryota; Fungi; Ascomycota; Dothideomycetes; Pleosporales; Trematosphaeriaceae. Bases 1 to 1929 code for a protein of 642 amino acids. The transcript has 2 exons. The record is from RefSeq and is a predicted model, not a curated record.